This is a messenger RNA of Hemicordylus capensis (graceful crag lizard), 2635 nucleotides long. Its product is annotated as E3 ubiquitin-protein ligase Topors-like. The record is from RefSeq and is a predicted model, not a curated record. NCBI's taxonomy places the organism in Eukaryota, Metazoa, Chordata, Lepidosauria, Squamata, Cordylidae. Gene Ontology annotation, biological process: protein polyubiquitination; protein monoubiquitination. Gene Ontology annotation, molecular function: ubiquitin protein ligase activity. The transcript is spliced from 2 exons. The coding region runs from base 1559 to 2635 and encodes 358 amino acids.
CUUCCCCCGAAAGCCAAAGCAGGGCGAAGGAGCACUUUCCCCGCCCACCGGGGCGGCACUGACUCUGCGACUCGGCUGCUCUUUGGCAGGACUCUCCUCCUUUGCCCGGCGAGAGAGGGAGGAGGGAGUCUCGCCAUGCCUGCCUGCCUGCCUGGUGCUGCUGCUGGGGGUCUCAGCCUCCUUUCUUCCCCUCCCUCGCCGGUGUCGACCUGGGGGCGGGGGCGAAGCGGUGAUGGUGGUGGUGGCGGGGACGGAGGGCAGUUUGUGUGGCGGCGCCCAACCUGAGCGGAGCACGAGCGUCGCCUGCGUGUGCUGCCUGCCUGGGACGGGACGGGACGGGAGUGCCUCAUGCCGAGGAGGGCCUGGCUGGCAGCAUCCCGCGGCCGCGUCGUCCUCCUGCCUCUGGCGCCUCCUGUCCCGGUUUGGGCGACUCGUUCGAGGGCCACGAAGUCUGCUGUUGGGCGCAACAAAUGGGAGAUACAAAACCCAAAAUCUUUGUUUCAUUUCAAACUGCAGCUGAAGGCAAACCUAAAACUGAUUAGUUCUGGUCUCACUUCAAGCAAAAGCAGAGCAGUCUCUCGUUGGCAUUUUUAAGCUGUGGAGAUUAGAAAUGUCUGUUUGAAACAGUGCACUAUUAUGUCUUCUAUAAAGCACACUUCCAUAUUGCCUUUCAGUUUUAAAAACCAUUCCAGUAAAAAUAAAAUUCCAUUGAAACCUUGUAUUUAUUUGAACAGAAACAAGCACAUUGUGUAUGCUUUAUAUUCUCUUAAUCAAAUAUUCAAAUGUUCUCCUAACCAAAUGCAAAUACUUGCAGCUUUUAGGAAUUUUAGAUAUUAUAUACAGCAGAGGUUUUUUGUUUGUUUUCUAAAGUUACUAAUGCUUACUAAAUAUAUAAGUCAAACAAACCUAAUUUCAUCACAAUCUAUUUAGGGUUUUGGAAAAUGUCGUAAAGCACUUUCCAGAAGGAUUUCCCAUUCUUAUUUGAACUGUAAAACACAUCAUUGAUUCAAAGUCUACCUCUAUAGAAAAGCUAACUUAGCACUGGUUUUGAUCAGCAGGUGUUUUAUCAAGUGCACACUGAUGUUUCUCUCUUUAUUUACAGAAUAUUUGCAGAAUGGCAUCGGAGACAGAUGACUCAUCAGCCAGGUCUAGCCCAAACAGGCUGCAUCAGCCAACAUCAGCUGAUGCAUCUCCAGACUCCACGUGUCCAAUCUGCUUGGACCAGUUUGAAGAUGUGGCUUCCUUAGACAGUUGUCGCCAUAGAUUUUGCUUUCGAUGUGUGCAGGAGUGGUCCAACACCAAAGCAGAAUGUCCACUCUGCAAACAGUAUUUUCAGACAAUCCUGCACAGUCUGAGUGCUGAAGAUUACUAUGAGGAAUAUAUAGUAAGGCCUUCAGGUGAUGAUGCUUAUUUUCUUCCUCAUGGGAGGCGAUUCUAUUAGGAGACUACACUGAGGGAACCUUCCUCAUCUAGAACUUUUAGGACAGCGUUUCCUCCGGAUGAAGAGGUAUUGUUUGAAGGGCUGUUGAGCCAGCCAGCCAGGCUUAGAGAUUCAGAGAUGCAUCCGAUAAUCAGAUGCCUUGUGUCAAGGCACCAGUCUGGCGUGGAACGCCUAUCUCUUAGAAGGAUUCUACAACAGGGUAUAAUUAACUACCGAAGAGCUCUAUAUCGCUCUGGUAUCCGAGUUAGAAGCAAUCCAGGUGAAGGACCCUAUAGAGUUAUCUCAGCUGGAUAUUUCCGCAGCAAUCCUGCCAGGCUUUGCAGGCUAAUCCCGUGGGUAAAGCGUGAACUUAGUGUUUUGUAUGGUGCUCGUGAAUCGCUAGUCGCUACUGUAACUCAUGCUAUCAUGAGCAAUGUAGCUAGAAUUGAAAUGGAGAGCCAGGCAUUCGCUGAAUAUUUAAAACCUUUCUUGUUGCAUUGCACAGAACACUUUAUCCACGAAUUCAUCAGCUUUGCCAGUGGCCCUUGUGAUAUAGAUUCAUAUGAUAAGCAUGCAAAUUAUGAUUGUCCUGCUCCUUCAUAUGAAGAAAGAAGACCACCUGAACCCUCCAUUAUUACGAUCUCUCCAAAUGAGGCAGAUUCCCAACAACUAGAUCGUAAUGCUUUCACAGUUGGUAUUGGUCAGGCACCUUGGGAUGAUAAAACAUCAGGCCCUUCUUACUCCAGGUCAGAGCAGGUUUGUGCUACUAUAUCUGCUGCUUUGGACACUUUGGAAAGCUCUGAUGAAGAGCACUUUGAAAACACAAUUGAGCCUCCAAGAAAGUUACCGGCAAGCGCGAAGACCAAUGCUGUCAGUGGCCAUUCCUCUCACAACUGUGUUAGUGUUGGCAACGUGAAACCAGUAGCAGAGAGAACUCCUGGACCUUUUGAGUUAUCUUCAUACUCUGAGGCAUCAGCUGAGGGGGGAAAAAGUGAAGAAAUGACGCAAGAGCCCGUCGCCACCCGCCCAACCAGGAUCCUCUUGGCAGCGCAGCUCAGCCUCCCGCUGCCUCCUCUCCUCUCGCCACCCUUGCUAGCUGCCCCCAGCCACCGGAUGGAGCAGCACCCUCUCAUCCUCCUCCUCCUCCUCCUCCUCCUCCAACCCCCAACCGACGUUUCCCUUCCUUCAGUCCCGAACUCUCGUAGCAUCUCGUGA